This is a messenger RNA of Bubalus bubalis (water buffalo), 3980 nucleotides long. It is a transcript of the gene SNX19, whose product is annotated as sorting nexin 19. The record is from RefSeq and is a predicted model, not a curated record. NCBI's taxonomy places the organism in Eukaryota, Metazoa, Chordata, Mammalia, Artiodactyla, Bovidae. Gene Ontology annotation, cellular component: early endosome membrane; intracellular membrane-bounded organelle. Bases 10 to 3012 code for a protein of 1000 amino acids. Gene Ontology annotation, molecular function: phosphatidylinositol binding. The transcript is spliced from 11 exons.
CCGCCCGCCAUGAAGACAGAGACGGAGAUCCUGGCGCCGGAGCGCCCGGCCGGGCCCGGCGUCAGUCACCUGCUGAGUAGCCGGAAGCUGGUGGCCCUGGGGGCCGUACUCGGCUGGCUCCUGGUCAUCCACCUCCUGGUCAACGUGUGGCUUCUGUGCCUUCUGUCUGCGUUGCUGCUGGUGCUGGGAGGAUGGCUGGGCUCUGACGCCAUCGUGGGGGCUUCAGGGCGGCUGCACCUGGAGCGCCUCAUCCCAAUGGCCGUCUGCCCCCCAAACCCCGAGGCUGAGAGGCAGCUGGAGCAGGAGAUCGACCGCACCAUCCGGAUGAUCAUGCGGGACUUCGUGUCGUCCUGGUACCGCACGGUGAGCCAGGAGCCAGCCUUCGAGGAGGAGAUGGAGGCAGCCAUGCGAGGGCUGGUCCAGGAGCUCCGGAGGAGGAUGGCCAGGGUGGACAGCCAUGCUCUUGCCCAGAGGGUUCUGACUCUCUGCGGUUGUCACCUGCAGAGCUAUAUUCAGGCGAAGGAGGCCGCAGGGAAACAGAGUGGCCCAGGGGAGCCCUCCCAGCUCUGGGAGGCUUACUGCCGGGCCAGCGCUCCACACCCUGCAGUGCAGAGCCCCAGCGCUGAGGUCACCUACACACGUGGCAUCGUGAAUGUGUUGCUUCAAGGACUAGUACCGAAGCCGCACUUGGAGACCCGGACUGGCAGGCACAUAGUGGUGGAACUCAUUACUUGCAACGUCAUCUUACCACUGAUCAGCAAGCUCUCGGAUCCGGACUGGAUCCACCUUGUACUCGUGGGCAUCUUCUCCAAGGCCAGAACUAACCCAGCAGGAGUGGCUAAUCCACUCUGCCCAGCCAGUGCCCUGGAACAGCCCUCAGUGCCCACAUCUCUGCCGCUGAUUGUUGAGGUCCAGGGUCUCGCAGAAGCCCCUUCUCCAGCAGCAGCCCCAGUGCUCCUAAGCUGUAGUGAGCCAGACGGGCCUUCACACCCCUCCCCAGACGUUGAAGAAGGCCAUGAAGCGCUGGAGGGAGAUCUAGGGGGAGUGUUGGAGGAGAGAAAAGUCGAAAACAGCUCUUCUCAUUUCCUGCAGCCUCUGUUCUUGUCAGAAGAUGCAGAGCUGGAGUCCCCGGUGUCUGAACUGAGCAAAGAAACCAUCAUGCUCAUGACCUCAAGCCCCUUCCUCUCUGCCAGUAUUCAGGAUGCCCUGUGUGCCCUCGGGGGCUCCCAGCCUCUGGAGCCUAAGGAUGGCAAGGGACCCGAAGGAAUAGAAGGAACAGAAGCUGAGGAGGGUCCAGGAACAGAAACAGAGCCAGGCCUGCUUGCCUCCAUGCUGAAUUCCUGCCCAGAGAUCCAGAUUGACACAGCGGACAAGGAGGGAGAGCAGGGAAAUGAUGCCUGUCUCUCAACUUUGCUGCCCAGUCCAGAGAGGAUAUGCCCCCCACGCCCCUCGUGUUUAGAGAAGGAUCUCACCAAUGGUGGGAGCUCCCUGGACUCCAGUCUGCCACAGGUCCUGCUCUCCUCCUCUCCACCUGGACCCCUCAGCUCAGCCACCUUCAACUUCGAGUCCCUGGGCAGUCCAGACGGCCCUGUGGUCAUCCAGAACCUUCGCAUCACCGGCACCAUUACUGCUCGAGAGCACAGUGGCACCGGUUUCCACCCAUACACGCUCUACACGGUGAAGUAUGAGACGGCCCUCGACGGCGAGAGCAGCGGCGGCCUGCAGCAGGUGGCCUACCACACCGUGAACCGCCGCUACCGCGAGUUCCUGAACCUGCAGACCCGUCUGGAGGAGAAAUCGGAUCUCCGAAAGUUCAUCAAAAAUGUGAAGGGCCCUAAAAAGCUCUUUCCAGAUCUUCCGUUUGGAAACAUGGACAGUGACAGGGUGGAAGCCCGCAAGAGCCUCUUGGAAUCGUUUCUAAAGCAACUCUGUGCCAUUCCUGAGAUCGCGAACAGUGAGGAGAUGCAGGAGUUCCUUGCUCUCAACACAGAUGCUCGUAUUGCCUUUGUCAAGAAGCCGUUUGUGGUCUCCAGAAUAGACAAGAUGGUGGUGAGUGCUAUCGUGGACACGUUGAAGACCGCGUUCCCUCGCUCUGAGCCCCAGAGCCCUACAGAGGAGCUGAGUGAGGCUGAGACAGAAAAUAAGCCCCAGACAGAAGGCAAGAAGGUUUCCAAAUCCAGAUUGAGGUUCUCAUCCAGUAAAAUUGCUCCAGCACUGAAUAUAACUGAGGCACACGAGAAGGUUCUCUACUGUCUCCAGGACAGCGGUGUGGAGUCAGAGACCCUCUCCGUGUCUGGGAUGGAAUCCUUUAUUGAAAAACAGGCAAAGUUACUAGAAGCUCAGCCAGCAGAUGCUCCUGGAAGAGAUUCUGAACAGACUGCUGAGGGGUGUGUGGACGGUCGCGUGUCAGAUGCUGCUGCUCCAGCCCAAGGCCUCAGCAGCAGUGAUCCAGGAACAGAGACCGAGUUGGCUGACACAGCCCUGGACCUGCUUGUCUUGCUGCUCAUGGAACAGUGGCGAUGGCUGUGUACAGAGAGCGUGCAGAAGGUUCUUCAUCUUGUCUUCGGGACCCUAAUCCAGAGGUGGCUGGAGGUACAGGUGGCUCAUCUGACGUGUCCACAGCGCUGGGUGCAAUACCUCCGGCUCCUCCAGGAGUCCAUCUGGCCAGGCGGGGCUUUGCCCAAGUGUCCUCGGCCUGUGAGGACCCCGGAGCAGAAGGCAGCAGCUGAGAAACAGGCUCUGCAGAGCCUGAUGGGUGUCCUGCCAGAUGUCAUCGUAGAAAUCCUUGGGGAGAACAAAUGCCGGCUGAGCUGGAGUCUGGUCUUGGAGUCGCUGCAGCAGCCCCUGAUCAACAGGCAUUUGAUUUACUGCCUCUGGGACAUCAUCCUGGAAUUGUUGGAGCUCAGUGCCUCUGCCGAGGAGUCUGCCGCAACCAGCUCCACCGCAGACACCCCAGGAAGACGGGCAUCUCCCCUUAGCCAGAGGCCAUUGUCCCGUUUCUUCGAGGGUUAGGAAGGGCGGAUCACUCUGCCACCCAGAGACAAGCAGAAGACCAUACCCUCUGGAACAGGGCCACACUCAGAAGGCCUGGGGUCUCAGCAACAACGUCCCCCCUCCCCCCCGCCACACACACACACACACACACACACACACACACACACACACACACUUGGUCUGUAGCAGGCAGUGGGCGUAUGUGCGCCAUUGCACGCACAUCCAUUUCCAUGCCUCCUUGUGUGUGGACUGUUGCUGGUGGGGGGAUCCUGGUUCCUCAGGAAAUGGGAGCCAUGGGGGAGAUGAAUGAGCCCCCCAGCUUGCCCUCCUCCCUGACACUGUUUGCCGGUAGCCUGGCCUGUGCACACGUGCACCUGAACCCCCCCGCCCCCCCCAUGCAGGCUCCAGGGAGACCGGGAAAAGCACCACAGCUGGGUUUUCUUGGAGGAGAAGACAGUCUUCUGAGUUCUCUCUUCCACCAGGAAACAAUCCAUCCAGGAGUACUCUUGAAAGCCAAAGCGCUGGUCUCUUGAGCGUCCCCACAGCCCACAGAGGGAGCCGCUUCUCAGGGCUCUCCACGCUCACCGGUGUUGCCCAGCACCCUGGCCUGCAGAGGACGUGACUUCGGCUGCUGCCCGAGGAAGCUGCUUCCCUGAAUGGCAGACUGCCAAAGCUCCGGGGGGCCCACCCCACCCCUCCACCCUUUCCUGAGAGAGGGCUGCACUGCAGGCUGUACCAGCCCCUCCCCAAGAGCAAGUGCAUGCUGGCGUCUGCGGCCUUCCCUGUCUGCCUUCACCCACCCAGCACAGCAGGUCACUCCGCCGUGACGAGUGAAGAACAGGACCUGCACUAGCCUGGAACAUUCCUGCUUCUCCUGUCACCCUCCCGCCUCUGACCGUUCAUUCCCAGCUUCCACUCUCCUUUGCUUAUGGAGCCCGACAGCAGAUGUUAGGUCCUGGGCAGAGUAAAAACGUGUGUCAACGUGG